Molecule: messenger RNA, 1645 nt
Organism: Pneumocystis carinii B80
Lineage: Eukaryota; Fungi; Ascomycota; Pneumocystomycetes; Pneumocystales; Pneumocystaceae
Exons: 5
Coding region: 47-1600 (517 amino acids)
Biological process (GO): positive regulation of ubiquitin protein ligase activity; anaphase-promoting complex-dependent catabolic process; positive regulation of anaphase-promoting complex-dependent catabolic process
Cellular component (GO): anaphase-promoting complex
Molecular function (GO): ubiquitin ligase activator activity; anaphase-promoting complex binding; protein binding
Source: RefSeq, a predicted model, not a curated record
AUUAUAGUCAGUCUCUUUUUAGGAGACAUUAAUAUUAUAUAAAUAUAUGUUUGAGGUGGAGUUUGAUAAGCGUCUUAGAAGUGCAUCAGAGAGGGAUCGGUUAAAUGAAGGACAGGAGGGUUUAGGAGGGUCUCCAAGUCGACGUAGAGCAAAAGUUGGAUAUGGAGAUCGUUUUAUUCCUAGUAGAGAUGGGAUUGAUUUACAAGCAAGUUUUAAUUUGGCAGAUAAUAAUGUAGAAACAUCGAAAGCUAAACGUAAAACAGGAAAUGAAGUGGAUGCUCAAAGAUUGGAAGAAUCUAAUAAGAUAUUUUUACAUUUACUUCGUUUUGAACUUUUUGGAUCAACAAUUUUAAAUUCGUUUUCUAAUUUACCAUCAUCCGAUUUAUAUGUAGGUUCUCGAACUCCACCUCCUCAGAAAACACCGGUUAACCGACCUGUGACGCCUUCUACGCCUCCAAGGAAUUUAUUUUCAUAUAUAUCACCGCAAAAUAGAACGCCUACGAGUGGAACUCGGACUUCAGGUAGCGGAGGAAGAAAUUGUAUUGAUGAUCCAACUCGUGAAAUAUAUUCAUUAUCUCCUGUUCGGUUUGAUUCUCAAAGAUUGCUUCUUUCUCCUAGGAAGCAGCCUCGUGCUAUUCCAAAGGUUCCAUUUAAAGUUUUAGAUGCACCUGAAUUACAUGAUGAUUUUUAUUUGAAUUUGGUCGAUUGGGGUUGCAAUAAUAUUUUAGGCGUGGGACUUGGGACAUGUGUUUAUUUGUGGAGUGCUCAUUCUGGAAAGGUUACAAAGUUAUGUGAUCUAGGUCCAAAUGAUUCUGUUACUAGUGUUUGUUGGAUUCAAAGAGGUUCUCAUAUUGCUCUUGGGACUAAUAAGGGAUUAGUACACAUAUGGGAUGCUGAACAAUGUAAGCGCACAAGAACAAUGCUAGGUCAUACUUCUAGAGUUGGAUCACUUGCUUGGAAUGAGCAUAUUCUUACUUCAGGAGGAAGAGAUCAUCAAAUUUUUCAUCGGGAUGUAAGGGUUCCUGAGCAUCAUAUUAAGCAACUCAGUGCACAUAAACAAGAAGUAUGUGGGCUGAAGUGGAAUUGUGAAGAUGGACAGCUUGCUUCCGGUGGGAAUGAUAACAAGUUAAUUGUAUGGGAUCGUUUGAAUGAAACACCUUUAUAUAAAUUUUCAGAGCAUACUGCUGCUGUUAAAGCUAUUGCAUGGAAUCCUCACCAACACGGUAUUCUUGCUAGUGGUGGUGGCACUGCUGAUAGAACUAUAAAAUUCUGGAAUACCCUUAAUGGACAGCAAAUUUCAGAAAUAGAUACGGGAUCUCAAGUAUGUAAUCUUGCUUGGUCUAAAAACUCAAAUGAGAUUGUUUCUACUCAUGGAUAUUCAGAAAAUCAAGUAAUAGUAUGGAAAUAUCCAUCUAUGUCUCAAGUCGCUGCUUUGACUGGACAUACAUAUCGAGUUUUAUAUUUAGCGAUGUCGCCUGAUGGUCAAACUAUAGUUACAGGUGCUGGUGAUGAAACUUUGCGAUUCUGGAAUGUUUUUUCUAAAAAUAAAAAUGAUUCAGAUCGCGAUUCAUUGUUAGAUCCUUUUACGAAGAUAAGAUAGAUUUAUGUAUGAGAUUUUUGUUGAGAAUAUUACAUUUUGGGAAUG